Messenger RNA from Protopterus annectens (West African lungfish), 3794 nucleotides. RefSeq names its product PWWP domain containing 3A, DNA repair factor (gene PWWP3A). Lineage: Eukaryota; Metazoa; Chordata; Ceratodontiformes; Protopteridae. The record is from RefSeq and is a predicted model, not a curated record. The coding region runs from base 297 to 2636 and encodes 779 amino acids. The transcript is spliced from 14 exons.
AUGUUCCACUAACUUUGAGGUCCUUAUUUAGGCUUGUUUCAUAUUCACAUGUACCGUUUUCUUCCAAUACCAUUAUUUUUGGGUGAUUUUUAGUCUGCACUAUUUUCACUUUAGUUAUUGCACAUGUUACUUCCCAUUAAGCGAUGGGUUGUCAGUGCACUUUAUUUUGCCAAGUUUUAGUUUAGCUCGUCCCUGCAGCUUUUUCCUCCAACCAUUUCUGCUCGCAGGAAACGGGGCUUUCAAAUAAAGCAUAAGGUCACAUCAGCCCUUCAUCUUUUUUCUCAUGAAGUACUGGUAUGGCUGUCCCGCAGUACAUCUUCUGUAAGUGGAAAGGGCGGUUUUGGCCAGCAAAGAUUUUGGCAAGGACAGACAGCAAGAAAACGCCAUGCAGGGGAUGUACACGUUACUUGAAUGUUGAAAUAUUGGUCUCAAGUGAACAAGUUAAAGUAAAGGAUGUAAACACACGAUCUUUUGAAGAAAGGUUUCUUGAAGAAGUCUGCAGUGAACUGAAGCAAAACUGUAACCAGUCUGUGGAGCAGGGUGUCGAAGAAUUAAAUUAUCGAAAAGCAAUUCGUGCAGCAGUAGAGCUUUUAAGAGGGAAAAAAGUACCCCAUUCCAGAAGUCCAUUAGAAGGCCAGCAAACGUCCAGGCUCCGUGAGAAGAAAAAGCAAACUGAAGAUGCAGGAAGUCCCUCCAAACCAUCUUUCCAAAACAAUAAAUAUGCACCUAAAAGCUCAGAGCAGUCUUUUUCUCCUGAAAAGGAAUGUCCAGUUAAAAGAGGUAAAAAAGACUCUGGGGAUUCAUACAGAACUUUGGGUAAAUAUGCUGAGUGCAAUGCAAAACUCAGUUGUGCUAAGAAAGGUAAAACAAAAGAAGCAAGGAAAACUGUACCAGAGUCUAAGCAUGAAACUGCAAACCAGUCUGCUUUGGAUGGCAGUGACUUUGCCUGUCAUCAUCAGCAUCACAAAGGUGAAACAUGCCAAAAUGAAGCAAAACCUGUUUCACCUAUGUCACCAAAGUCCUUGCGUAGAAAAGUGCCUUACUGCCAGACUGAGACAUCUAAUGAUUGUACAGAUGAAGCCAGGAGUGAUGGCUUGUGUUCCACUUCACUGUCCCCUAUCCGUUCCAAAUUGCAGAAGACUGCAAAAGGUGCAAAAGAUGAAUGUCUUCUCCCUGCCAAGAACCUUAAUCAGUCAACACCUAAAAAAAGGAAAAUUAUAAAUGAAUUUUCAAAUUCUUCAAUCAAAGAUAAGGCAAGCAGAAAGAAGGAAGAGCUGGAUCUGGUUAAAGUACCACUUGGGACAAAGACCACACAGGGCUUGAACCAAGAAUGUGUCAUGGCCAGUAAACUAAAUGAGGCAAAUAAAAGGAAUUGUAAAGAUGAGAAACGUUUGAGGACUAGAAGCUUUCCAGAAGCUUUGCCUUUUGAAAUGCACUUGAGACACCCCAAAGCUAAUGCUUCACAAAAACAUAGUCCAAAACAGAAAAUAACUCAAAAGCGGACUAAAGUGAAGCAAGAGCUACCCGACUUUGAAACGGAUGAAAAUGAACUUGCACAUUUGGCUGGAUCGGAUCAAAGCUCUAUAGAAGAUACACAGCUGAUGAACUCCCUGCUUGAUGAUCUGGAAGAUGACGAAGAGGAAGUCGAACUUCCAAGUUUCCUGUCAGCACAUGAGCCUUGUGCAAUUGCAGAUGGAAAUUUAGUUUGGUGUAAGCUCCAGAAGUACCCAUAUUGGCCAGCAGUGGUGAAGCGUGUUAUAAAGAAGGGAAAAAAGGCAAGCGUAGUAUUUAUUGACGAUGCUUUGUCAGAGGGUAAAAAGGACAUUAAAGGUUUUACUGUAUCUUUGCGGAAGUUAAAACCUUUAGACUGUGAAGAACGUCAGCAUUUGAUAGAUGCUGCACGAGAGCGCUUUCGAAACAGCUUUGACUGGUGUAACUCACUUGUAAAUGACUACCUAAUACGACGAGGUUGUUCCUCUUUUGAAGGCACUUUCCUUGAAUAUUGUUCAUCAGAAAUGAGUUAUCCAGUUAGAAAGGAGCUAAAGCAGGGCAAUUGUGAAAUGACAUUUCCCAGUAACACAGUAGUGGAAGAAGACAGUGAUGACUUUUCAUCAGAUUCUGCACCUUCCAAAGAGCAUACCACCAAAAAAUUCUUGCCCGAUAGAGCUAAGGCAUCUAGAAAGAAAUCAAAUGCGAAACUUGUAGAUUUCAUAGUGAUGAAAAGGGGGACAGAAAAGCACCUUAAAGACAUUUUGAAGCGUAAAAAGAGCUCACGGUGGUAUGAUGAAUAUAAGAAUAGACACAGGCGCCGCAUGGCUUGGGUUGACCUUUACUUGGAAGAUGAUGAGCAGCUGGACUUAGUAGUGAACUAUCUCUUAUCACUUUGUAAUGACAAGAGCCGCACUGCUCAGGAUGUCAUGGAUGGAGACAAGACUCGGUUUGUGUUGGACGUUCUUUUGCCCGAGGCAAUCAUCUCUGCCAUUUCAUGUGUUGAAGAGCUCUCAUAUGCCAAGGCAGAAGAGAAGUAUUUGGCUGGACCAGUGUUGACAAGAAGAGAAAAGGAGGAGUUUGAACAUCAGCUCGCUGAAGAAUGCAAAGCACGAGCACAACAGAGCCGUGUCAAGCCGUCUUCCUAGACAGCAUCGCAGGUUACGUGCAUCUGUUUGCGGACAGCCGGAAAAUCUGUAUGCGAGAGCAGCAGCAGCAGGUUCUGCCCUUGUGGUAACCAGCAGUCUCGGUGCCAUGACUAGCAGAUGAUUAUGCCAUUAAAUUCUUUUAAACUUGUUUUAAAGCACUGAAGCUGUCGUCCGCUACUGGUAGCAUCCAGUGAAUUAGCAGUUUUUGCAUUGUGAAGAGAAGCACUUUGUAGUUCUUGUACUGAAUGUAAUGAAUAAAAAAACAAGGGCUACAUAAAAUCUUGAAUGUAAACCAAACUGGAGACUGAGGGACAUGAACUUAACAGAAAUAGGCUUUUUUUUCUCUCUCUCCACUCUUUUGGGAAAUCUCUUUGUGAUUUUAUCCUACCCCCCCCCCCCCCCGACACACACACACGGAAACAGAAGAAUGUACAUAGCAUCUACUAUUUCUCAUGGUUAUCUAGGCUUUGUAUCAUGAGUCAGGAGAUUGACAGACGUUUGAAUAAAUACAGAACCAGUUCCAAGAUGGUAUGACCUCAGACUUGGCUGGUCCUUUGUAUGGGUAUAUUUUGUUUUUAUUUAGUGAAUUUUACUUUUAGGUUUCCAAAAUAUGAGUUGUCAAUAGACUGUACUAUAUCCCAUCUCAUGGUGUGCAUUUGCAGUUUUUUGUUUGUUGGACCAGAAUGUUGAUUUCUAGUGUUUUUAAUUCUUUUGUUUUUCUGUUACCCUGCUGCUGCAUUGGUAGCACCUGCCUUUGGAAUCUCACCAACUCCAUAAGUCUGUCAUCUUAUCUAUCCUCAGAUUAAUUGGAAAGGGUCUUGGUACCUUGGUGGCUUUUGCUUCUUGAUUUUACAUUGCAAAGACAUUUGAAUUUGUGUAACUUUACAUUUGUAUGUUGGAAGUUGUGGUUGGUAAUAUCAAUUCUAGUUAUGUAACUCUGCACAUUUGUUUGCCCGAAACCACGAGUCUGAUAAUAUCAUUUCCACAGUGAAAUUUUAGCAAGGAGUGGUACCUGUUUUUUUUUUUUUUCAUUGCAGUCUUCCCUUGCCAAGGAAUGUAUUAAAUGCUUUGAUGUAAUAGUAUGUCAGUGUCAGCCACAGCUGCUUAUCUCUGCACAUGUGGAGCUAUUUCAUAAACUAAUCCCAAAGGAUAUAGAAA